Messenger RNA from Sarcophilus harrisii (Tasmanian devil), 4657 nucleotides. It is a transcript of the gene CDH10, whose product is annotated as cadherin 10. Gene Ontology annotation, cellular component: catenin complex; plasma membrane; adherens junction. The transcript is spliced from 12 exons. Gene Ontology annotation, molecular function: calcium ion binding; cadherin binding. The record is from RefSeq and is a predicted model, not a curated record. The coding region runs from base 553 to 2919 and encodes 788 amino acids. Gene Ontology annotation, biological process: cell-cell junction assembly; calcium-dependent cell-cell adhesion; homophilic cell-cell adhesion. NCBI's taxonomy places the organism in Eukaryota, Metazoa, Chordata, Mammalia, Dasyuromorphia, Dasyuridae.
CUUGGAAAAAGGCUGCACUUCCCCAGGCUCUAACCUUCCCAAGGCAAGUGCUGUAGCUCUAUCAGCAGAACCUUUCUCUGCUUGCUCUGUGUGUGUCUGUGUGUGUAUGCGUGCGUGUGCGCGUGUGCGUGUGUGUGGUGUAAGUGAGGAAGGGCUGGUGGCUUUUUUUCUCUCUGUAUUAAUCAGAAGCUCUGAAUGAAAGCCAAUCAGAGAGAGAGCUCCCCCGUUCGCUUCGCUUCCCUGCAGUCCAGAGUUAAAAGUGAUGCUGAGGAAAAGCUUGAGUUAGAUUCAAGUAGAACCGGGCUUAGAAAAUUACAACAGAAAACAAACAAAAAGCGGAGAUAGUGGCACAAUCUUCGGCGUUUUUUGGGUUGGAUGCUACUUCCUUCUCCUGAAGGGGAGUCAAAGAUUGGGAAAUAUGAAUAAAAUAAUGAUUAACUGUUGGAAAAUAAUUGGAUACCCUAUCUACUAGAAACUCAUCAAAAAGCAGUCCAGAAAGACAUUGCUGUUCUCCCAUCAGCCACAUUGUGACCUGUCAGCAAUUGGAGCACUAUGACAAUAUAUAGAGUUAUAUUAUUAUUUCUGCUCUGGGUGUACCUGCCAAACUUCUCCUCUACAGAGAUGUUGUUUAGAAGGACUUCUGAGCCCCAAACAAAAGUUGUGAAGGCACGCACAUCAGGGAGAGAUGGAAAAGUGCUACACCGUCAAAAACGUGGUUGGAUGUGGAAUCAAUUUUUCUUACUUGAAGAAUAUACAGGAUCAGAUUAUCAAUAUGUAGGAAAGCUUCACUCAGAUCAAGAUAAGGGAGAUGGAUCACUGAAAUAUAUUUUAUCUGGAGAUGGAGCAGGAACUCUUUUUAUUAUUGAUGAGAAAACAGGUGACAUUCAUGCCACUAGGAGAAUUGAUAGGGAAGAAAAAGCCUUUUAUACCCUUCGUGCUCAGGCUAUUAACAGAAGAACUUUGAGACCAGUGGAACCUGAGUCUGAGUUUGUCAUCAAAAUACAUGAUAUCAAUGACAAUGAACCAACAUUUCCAGAGGAAAUCUAUACUGCCAGUGUUCCUGAAAUGUCUGUUGUAGGUACUUCUGUGGUUCAAGUCACAGCUACAGAUGCUGAUGACCCUUCCUAUGGGAACAGUGCCAGAGUCAUUUACAGCAUACUCCAAGGACAACCAUAUUUCUCCGUGGAGCCUGAAACAGGCAUCAUCAGGACUGCUCUGCCAAACAUGAAUAGAGAAAACAGAGAGCAAUAUCAAGUUGUUAUCCAGGCAAAAGACAUGGGCGGCCAGAUGGGUGGAUUAUCAGGGACUACUACAGUGAACAUUACGCUGACUGAUGUUAAUGACAAUCCACCUCGAUUCUCCCAGAACACAAUCCAUCUUCGUGUUCCUGAAUCCUCCCCAGUUGGCACAGCCAUUGGCAGUGUAAAAGCAACAGAUGCUGACACUGGAAAAAAUGCUGAAAUAGAAUAUAGAAUUAUUGACGGAGAUGGAACUGAUAUGUUUGACAUCAUAACUCAGAAGGACACCCAGGAAGGCAUCCUUACUGUGAGAAAGCCUCUUGACUAUGAAAGCAGAAGACUUUACACUCUGAAAGUUGAGGCAGAAAACACUCAUGUGGAUCCACGUUUCUAUUACCUUGGACCUUUUAAAGAUACUACCAUUGUGAAAAUAUCUGUAGAAGAUGUGGAUGAGCCCCCUGUUUUCAGUAGAUCUUCUUACCUAUUUGAAGUCCAUGAAGAUAUUGAAGUGGGUACUAUCAUUGGUACUGUGAUGGCAAGAGAUCCAGAUUCUGCUUCUAGCCCCAUUAGGUUUUCCUUGGAUCGUCAUACUGAUCUUGACAGGAUUUUUAAUAUACAUUCUGGAAAUGGAUCAAUUUAUACAUCAAAGCCACUUGAUCGUGAAAUAUCUCAAUGGCACAAUCUUAGUGUUAUAGCAGCUGAGAUCAACAACCCAAAAGAGACAACUCGUGUAGCAGUUUUUGUCAGAAUUUUGGAUGUCAAUGACAAUGCUCCACAGUUUGCUGUAUUCUAUGAUACCUUUGUAUGUGAGAAUGCAAGACCUGGACAAUUAAUACAGACUAUAAGUGCAGUGGAUAAAGAUGAUCCCUUAGGUGGACAGAAAUUUUUCUUCAGUCUAGCUGCUGUCAAUCCAAACUUCACUGUUCAGGAUAAUGAAGAUAACACUGCUAGAAUUCUAACGAGAAAAAAUGGAUUCAGUCGGCAUGAAAUCAGUAGCUAUCUCUUGCCAGUUGUGAUCUCCGAUAAUGAUUAUCCAAUCCAAAGCAGUACUGGUACACUUACUAUUCGAGUAUGUGCUUGUGACAGCCAAGGGAACAUGCAGUCCUGCAGCGCUGAGGCUUUGCUCCUUCCUGCAGGCCUAAGCACAGGGGCUCUUAUUGCUAUUCUUCUCUGCAUCAUCAUUUUACUAGUUAUAGUUGUGUUAUUUGCGGCUCUGAAAAGACAGCGAAAGAAAGAGCCUCUCAUCUUAUCUAAAGAGGACAUCAGAGACAACAUUGUGAGUUAUAAUGAUGAAGGAGGUGGGGAAGAAGAUACCCAGGCAUUUGAUAUAGGAACUCUGAGGAAUCCUGCAGUCAUAGAAGAUAAAAAGCUACGACGAGAUAUUAUUCCAGAAACAUUGUUUAUCCCACGGAGGACUCCUUCAGCUCUAGAUAACACAGAUGUCCGAGAUUUCAUUAAUGAGAGGCUAAAAGAGCAUGAUAUUGAUCCCACUGCUCCACCAUAUGAUUCACUUGCAACCUAUGCCUAUGAGGGAAAUGAUUCUAUAGCCGAAUCUCUGAGUUCAUUAGAAUCAGGUACUACUGAUGGAGACCAAAACUAUGAUUACCUCCGAGAAUGGGGUCCUCGGUUUAAUAAGUUAGCAGAAAUGUAUGGUGGUGGGGAAAGUGACAAAGACUCUUAACCUAGGAAACAUUUUCUGUUCUCUCAAGAAGAAAUCAUUUUCCAGAUACCACCUCCACUCCUUUAUAAUGUUUGACAUUUCAGGAGAAUUUUCCUGCCACUCAGCACAAUAUUUUUUUCCCUUUUCUUUUUUAAUUUGUUCAUUAAUUUCAUUAAUUCUUUCUUGUAGGAUGUCACAUGGAGUAUAUACAGCAUUUUAUUUAAUCACUUCCAAGAGCCAAAGCUAUGGAAAUUCAGUGUUGUCCAUUUUAGUAAGUAAAAAAAGAAUACUUUCAGAAACUCAAACAGGAUAAGAUUCCCUUAAGCAACUUCAUGUACAAGCCGCUUCUGUUAGGUACCUGUUCUGCCCUUGCAAGUGCAGCUUUUAAGGAGGUGAAGAAAAUUAAAAAAAAAAAAUAUAUAUAUAUAUAAUAUACAUAAAUAUAUAGAGAUACAUAUCCUGUUCUGUACAUUACAAUUCAAAAAAAAUGUACACUUUGUGUUAGUAAGUGUGAUAUGCAGCUGGUAUACAAAACUUUGUGCAACUUCAUUUCAUCAAAUUCUAUCUGCUAAUGUUUUAUAUUUAUAUUUUUGUAUUUAUUUUUAAGAAAUAAAUCAGUUUUUACAACUACUUUGCCUUCAGUUUCUUUUGUUUAUUGAGAAAGAAAUAUAUUCACGAAAUACUUGCUAUGAAACUUUGACUGACUUCCAGUAAAGAUAUUGUCUUUAAUUGCAUAUAUUGAUAAUUGUGAUGAAACCAACAUUAUUCCAGGUGAGGAAAAAAAUUUCUUCUUUAACUGUUUUAAUAACCAAUGUAUAAAUAUCCUAAGGUAAUAAAGCCUCUUUCCUAGAUCUCUGCAAAACAUGUUAUCUUCACUUUUUCAUUUAGCAAAGAGGCACAAGUAAGAAUAUUUUAUUCUUUGAUAAAUAUCCUUAUAUAUAGCAGGGGUUUUAUUGUUGUUGUUUGUUUGUUUAUUUGUUUCUGCCUACUAAUUGAUGCCAAAAAAUAGUCUUGGGGCAAAAAGUAUAAUUCUCUUUAUUUCUUUUGACAUAUGCUGUACUAGUUGUUUGUUAUUAAUCUUUCUCUCCCUUUCCUUUUCUCUCCUAUGUUGCAUGUUUGGUAGCAUACUCUGUUAUGAUAUAUUAUUUUUCUCCAGAAAUACAUUAUGUUUUUCUUAGUAGUAGUCUUUUUUUUUAAUUUUUUUCUUCUGUGACUGAUUGAGCUCAAAGCAGUUGAGAGAAUGCAUCCCAUUUGUUCUACAAAGUGCCUCUCAUCCACUGAAUCUAGCUAUCACCAAUUUACCCCAUGUUUACCCUGGAAGCACAAAAUCCUUUAUUUAUAAAUUGAACACUUUGUUGGAACUAGUUUAGGAAGUCUUAUCCCCUACUGAGUGAAUAUAUUGUAAAUAAUGAAUACAAUUGGCCUCAUCUUCAAAUGGUGAAAAUGGUAUGUUUUUGGAGUGAAGCAGAAAAUUUAAUAUUGACAAACCUUUAAUGGGAAAUUAAUUAUUGCAUUUAUUUUGAAAGGCAUUUUUCCUUCUUUAAUGGUUAAGUGAUGCCUAAAUGUUUGCAACUCAAAAUAUUUGUGAAAGCAUAAUAAUUACCUGAUUACAAAAGAAAUGCAGCCAGUAUUGGUGAUUAUGGUCACAGUCAACUUCCAGACAUUAUAUGCCUCAGCAGGUCAUGUAAUAAAAGCUAACUUGGCAAACUUCCUAAGUUUCAAAAGCCCAUCCCUGGCCCAUAUUACAGAAUACAAAACA